Elaeis guineensis (African oil palm) is the source of this 1375-nucleotide messenger RNA. RefSeq names its product protein FLX-like 1. The record is from RefSeq and is a predicted model, not a curated record. NCBI's taxonomy places the organism in Eukaryota, Viridiplantae, Streptophyta, Magnoliopsida, Arecales, Arecaceae.
GCCAUUUCUUUAGAAAAAAAAGAAAAAAAAAGGGGUCGAGACCGCACCUGUUAACCUCCCUCCUCUUCCUCCUGCUCCUUCCGACCUCUCUUCUCCUCUGCUCCCACCAAAACCCUUGCAUCUCUCCGCACCCCCCUCGCCAAGGGUUUCUCGCCGGCGAUGUCGGGAAGGAGCCGGAUGCCGCCGCCCGCGAUGAAGGGCCCGCCGCCGCUCCACGAACCGCCGCCGCCCGCCUUCGGCCGUGGCCUCGGCCCGAUGCACCCCGCCUUCCUCGACGAGAUGCGCGAGGUUCCCCCCUUCGGCCGCGGCCCCCCUCGCCCCUUCCCUCCCCACCCGGCCAUCAUCGAGGAGCGCCUCGCCGCCCAGCACCAGGAGAUCCAGGGCCUCCUUGUCGACAACCAGCGCCUCGCCGCCACUCACGUCGCCCUCAAACAGGAGCUCGCCGCUGUCCACCACGAGAUCGAUCGCAUCAAUCACGCUGCCGCCUCCGCUCACGCCGAGAGGGACCUCCAGCUCCGCGAGGCGUAUGAUAAGUCGAUGAAGCUGGAGUCGGAGCUCCACGCAGUGGAGGCGAUGAGGGCGGAGCUCAUACAGAUCCGCGAGGACAUACAGAAGCUCAAUGCCGUGAGGCAGGAGCUUACUGGGCAGGUGCAGGUGCUCACCCAGGAUUUGAGUCGGGCAUCGGCUGAUUUGCAGCAGGCUCCUGCAGUCAAGGCAGAGGUCGAGACUUUGAAGCGGGAAGUGCAGCGAGUGAGGGCUGGUAUUGAGUAUGAGAAGAAAGGAUAUGCUGAGAGUUAUGAGCAAGGACAGGUGAUGGAGAAAAAUUUAAUUUCAAUGGCUCGCGAGGUGGAGAAGCUAAGGGCUGAGGUUGCUAAUGCGGAGAAGAGGGCACGGGCUGCAGCUGCUGCUGGGACUCAAGGGUCUGCAGCUGUGGGGUAUGGUGGGAACUAUGGCAAUCCUGAUCCCAGUUAUGGUGGAAAUCCGUAUCCAGCUGCCUAUGGCAUGAAUCCUGUUCCUGGAGGUGCAGAUGUUGGUCCUCAGUAUGGGACAGGAUCUGGCCAUGGCUCUUGGGGUGCUUAUGACAUGCAACGAGCUCAUGGACGUAGUAGAUGAAGGAGUGGCCAUGCCAUACAAGAUGUUGAUCCCCUUCUCACUUGCAUAGACAUAGUGCCUUUGAGUGCAAAUUUGUAGCCACUUAGUUUACAAUGUGAGGUGUUGUUAAUCAGGAAUGCAUUGUGGUGGGCAGGUUUUCAAUAUGAAUAUUCCUGGGUAUUGAAUAUCUUGGCUUUUAUUUUGUGACAAUGAUUAUCAUUCUGCCAAAACUUUGCUAAUGUAUAAUUGCAUUUUUACAUGAAGGCUUAUGUUUAUGAACUCA